Molecule: messenger RNA, 1237 nt
Organism: Trichobilharzia szidati
Lineage: Eukaryota; Metazoa; Platyhelminthes; Trematoda; Strigeidida; Schistosomatidae
Source: the annotation of a GenBank genome assembly
AUGCCUUAUAGAGGGUUAUGGAGUUAUGGGGAUUGUAAAGAGUCAGAGCUACUGCUCAGGACGGUUAAGGAUAUAUGCAAAGCUACUAGUUUUGUGGAGGAAGAAACAUUCAAGCUUUCUGAAUAUGAAACAGAGAUGCGAUGUUUACUUGAUGAACGAGCUCUUAUUCUAAGCCACUUGCGUAGCAUUGAUCAGGAUAUAUCCGCGUUGGGAACAAUAAUGCGUCAAGCCUGGUCGGAUCGAGAAAAAAAUGUUUCUCACACCCAAAAGCUAUAUAGUGAAUAUGAUAAACUUUUAAGUAGUGUAAAUAACCAUAGGAAACGCUUGCAGAUAAUACCUCUUCAAAAUCAGUACAAAGCAAAUGAGACAUUGUGGAGUUAUAAGAAUCUAACCGGAAUUACAGGAAAUGAAAUAAACGUGUCAGGUGUUGAUUUAUGUGGAAGUUAUUUGGAUCAAAAACAGUCUAUUUCAAUUAGUGAACGUGAAAAUCAGCCUAAACCAAAUGAAAUGAUCCAAAGCAAGACCAAGUUACUACAGAAGUCGGAAACAAAGACAAACAGCAAAGGUUCCAAGGAAGUGCAGACUUCAAUGUGGGAUUCAUGCAACAACCAUGAAACACGAAUUCUUUCUAGUGAGACACCAGUGACGGCCAUUUUUACUUCAUUCACCACGGAAGCAGCAACUACUAGAAAUGACAAUCAAAGGUGUGAUGCUGACUCAUUUUAUAACGAAGAAAGAGGGAAGUGCGAACGUGGCAACCUGCCGUUGUCUAACAAUGAACCUUUUCAGGUUAAUUUCCGCAGUCAUGCAGGUGUAUCUGACUGUAAUUUGGACCAUAUUAGUUCAGAGUCUCCAUCAACAUCUAUUCAAAACCAAAUGAGAUCAGUCAGUGUAGAUUUCAGCCAAUCACUACUCCAUCCAAAUGAAUCUCAGCUUAUCGCACAAUGCCCACCAAUGAAAACAUGUCAAGCAUGCCAGCAGUUAAUCCACCGAAAUGCUCCAAUAUGCCCUUUGUGCAAAACCAAAAGCAGGUCAAGACACCCGAAAAAGCCGAAAUCACGUCCCAACACGCAGGUUACUGACAUACCAGAUUCUACAAGCAUUUUCCUGGCAUCGGAUGCAGUACGUGAUCGCAAUGAAUAAGGUGCUAAUGUGAUUGGUUACUAAAUAUUUUCGGUCUUAUCUUCUACGAUUUCCUUAAUUGCAUUUUACCUUAUACGUCACAUAAUAAUCACGA